Diaporthe citri is the source of this 1209-nucleotide messenger RNA. RefSeq lists its product as uncharacterized. Bases 1 to 1209 code for a protein of 402 amino acids. The transcript has a single exon. The record is from RefSeq and is a predicted model, not a curated record. Lineage: Eukaryota; Fungi; Ascomycota; Sordariomycetes; Diaporthales; Diaporthaceae.
AUGUCGGGACUACCAGAAAGACAGCCCUUGGGCAGUCUCUCAACAUCUGCCGCACGCCAGGCACCCAGGCCCCUGGCCCCUGGCCCCAGGCCAAGACCCUCCAGCUGGGUCCGGCACCUCGAAGACAACACCGACACCGACGGCGAGCGGAUGCAGCGUCUCUACCCGAGAAUCAAGCCCCCCCGCGAAGCGAGCCGUGAGAAUGACCCCUACGACCACCUCGAGACGUUCCCCAUCCACUGCGGCGACAGCGGGCACGUGGCCACCCUGCACAGCCCCGUGGUGCUGCACCAGAGCCCGUGGCUGAGUCGCGAGGUAGCGAGGCGGAGCGGCCCCGACGUGCCGGUCCAAACGCCCGACCACGUCAGGUGGUGGCAUGUGGCCUGGGUCCUGGAGUACAUGUACACGGGCCGAGUCCCAGGUUUCUUCAUUCUGGCCAACGAGGAGGUGCGGCCGAGGUGGCACGGGACGCAGCCGCGGUCCAUCACCUGGGGACUGCUCGAGCUGUGGGACGCGGCUGACUUCUUCGGCCUGGAAGGACUGAAGAGGCGGGCCGAGGCAGCACUCCGGGAAUAUUUGAGCAGGGGAAUCCGGCGAUCCAUCUUGAUUCGCCGCGGGGCCCUCACUCCUGAAACCGCAGAAGGCGUAAAUGAGCCAUUCGCCUGGCCGGAGAAUCGCGUUGCGUACGAGUUUUGCCAGGCUGUGUGGAGAACAUUUGGAUAUCAGAUCUGGUAUUCUGGCCUUGACUAUAUGGACGUGCUCAUUGCACAUGACGGAUAUCCCUAUCCCGGCGGGAUUGCUCAGGAUGAGAAUGCCCUUCUGGCAUGGGAGAGCAGCAUGUUUUACAAGACAGGCGUACCUGAAAGAGAGGCCUCUGUCCUGGAAGAGUUGGCAAUGCUUGGCCGAAGGCCCCAGUCUUCCUUCAACUUCAGGCCUGUGAUGCUCGACCUGUGUAUGCAUUUCGCACAAUCAGGCCUGUUUGAGCUGGUCUGGUUUACGAGAUUUGUAACAGCUCACUAUGGCCCGGAGGGAUUGAGGCUUGCGCUGGCCCACAGGAUGAGGGAUCCGAAUGCCAGGUGGCCGCGUGAUGAGUACCCAAGAGCGCCUUUCUCCUUCAGGAGGGUGAACCCAUGGCGUUUGAUUGCGUCGAAUGCGAGGGCGGUGCCUCUGCGGAAUGCGCAACAGGAUGGAACGGAUUUUUUCCAGUAG